UGUUGAUGCAGAUUACUUGUAAAGAUGCCAGGAAUUCAAUUUGGGGGGCACACUUUGAAAUCCCAUGGAACAAAGGUUGCAAGAGUCCACUUGCAUGACUGGAUAAUUCUCCUGCUCUUGGUACUAAUAGAUGCUGGCUUAAAUCUUAUAGAACCAUUUCAUCGCUACGUUGGGCCUGAGAUGAUGACAGAUCUGAAAUACCCCUUGAAAAUUCCAGACACUAUACCAUUUUGGGCAGUUCCAAUUUUUGCAAUAAUUGUCCCCUGCACAAUAUUUCUCAUCUAUUAUCUCAUCAGAAGGGAUGUUUAUGAUUUGCAUCAUGCUACAUUAGGCAUUCUAUUUUCGAUACUCGUAACUGCAGUCAUCACGGAUUCCAUCAAAGAUGCCGUUGGUCGACCACGCCCUGACUUUUUCUGGAGGUGCUUCCCUGAUGGAGUGCCGGUGUUUAAGAAGGGAAAUGGGGAUGUGCUGUGCUCAGGAGACCAAAGUAUUAUCAAAGAAGGAUACAAAAGCUUUCCAAGCGGGCAUACUUCAUGGUCCUUUGCUGGCCUUGGUUUCUUGUCAUGGUACUUAUGCGGGAAAAUUAAAGCAUUUGAUCAGAGGGGGCAUGUGGCAAAACUCUGCCUUGUCAUUCUUCCUCUUCUUGUUGCUGCACUAAUUGGUAUUUCACGUGUGGAUGACUAUUGGCAUCACUGGACGGAUGUAUUUGCUGGAGCUUUAAUAGGAUCAGUAGUUUGCUCUUUGUGCUACCUGCAGUUCUUCCCCUUUCCACAUGGCAUAAAUGGGGGGGCUACUCAUACAUUUCUUCGACUGCUGGAGGAAAAUGGUUCAAAGAAUUCAACAAACAUAGAAAUGGAUCACAUGCGAAACCACGUAACAGCAACUCCUGAAUCCAGAAGCCAAGAUUUAGAUGCAAUGGAAAAUGGAAGGAGAUAUUGA
Coffea eugenioides is the source of this 939-nucleotide messenger RNA. Its product is annotated as lipid phosphate phosphatase 2. Gene Ontology annotation, molecular function: phosphatidate phosphatase activity. NCBI's taxonomy places the organism in Eukaryota, Viridiplantae, Streptophyta, Magnoliopsida, Gentianales, Rubiaceae. Gene Ontology annotation, biological process: phospholipid metabolic process. The transcript is spliced from 7 exons. The record is from RefSeq and is a predicted model, not a curated record. Bases 25 to 939 code for a protein of 304 amino acids.